Messenger RNA from Punica granatum (pomegranate), 1250 nucleotides. NCBI's taxonomy places the organism in Eukaryota, Viridiplantae, Streptophyta, Magnoliopsida, Myrtales, Lythraceae. The record is from RefSeq and is a predicted model, not a curated record.
AAGUGAGAGGGAAAGGCAAAAGACUGGCCCUUUAAUCAUUGAGGCCCUUUGACAAAUUGGUGUCUUCAUAUACAUAUAUACAUGGAUUAUGUUACAUCCACCAAUAUCUCACUUGACCAAAUGGAUGAGCUGUUCCAGUUCUCCAGCUCCUUGCCCUACCAAGAACAGCCCCAAGUAGCUGAUGAGCUUGAGGAAAUCCUUUUCGCUCCUUCCCCGCCCGACUGGAACAUUCCUGCCGUGGAAGACAUCCUUGGUGGGCCGCCUUCUGUUGAACCACUAGCCGCCCCUCUUGGUGGCACCUCUGCGGAGCCAAAGCGUCCCGAGAGUAGCAAGAAGAGGAAGACCGUCCACAGGGACGUCGAGAGGCAAAGGCGGCAGGAAAUGGCCUCUCUCUAUGGGUCACUUCGAUCCCAUCUCCCAGUUGAGAUACUUAAGGGGAAGAGGUCCAUAUCCGAUCACAUUUACCAGGCAAUUGGCUACAUUAAGAAUCUUCAGAGAAAGAUCCAAGUACUGAGUGACAAGAGAGAUGAGAUGAAGAGAGUGUCUGAUUCAAAAAAGAUCGACGAUCCUAAGACCAAUAAAGAGGAAAGUCCUCGACCCCGUGGUCAUCAGGACGUUGUGACUAUCGAACCUUGCAUUGGAGGGAUAGAAAUUACAAUAAGCACAGACUUGAAACAAGGGGUUGCUCUCUCGAAAGUGCUCGGUUUCUUGAUUCGAGAAGGGAUGACUCUAAUUAGCUGCGCAUCGACUGUAGUAAAUGAGAGGCUACUUCACUCCAUCAAGUCCGAGGUUAUAGGUGAUGACGGGAGCGAAAUUGAAAACUUGUCUGCGCUAAGGGAAAAGUUGAUGAACUUAUCGCGUUAGCUCCAAAACCUUUAAUUUCUUAGUUUGCAUUGGUUCUUCAGUUUUGCUGAUCAUUUACGUGAGAGUUUUUGUUGUAUAAUGUUGCAUUUCAUAUGUCAUACGUUACGUGCAUUUCUGUAAAUCAAUUGUUCGGUACUUUUCCUUGAUCGAGUUGUAACACUGCACAAUUUGUCCAAGGACUUUAGAAUGAGUUCCAGAUAAAUUAAACUCGUAGGCUUGUAGCCCAUUCUUCGUUUACAUCAGAUUGUCCCAUGUAGAGUGCUUUAUGCAUGUCAUUCCAGCUCAAGAACAUCUGCACAUAUGUAAUAUCUAAUGAGGGAUCAUUUUGAUCUCGAAUUGAUAGUAUUAUUCAUAUGAAUUAAUAUUGAGCGUUCAUAUAUUGCGUU